This is a messenger RNA of Malassezia sympodialis ATCC 42132, 630 nucleotides long. RefSeq names its product 6-phosphogluconolactonase. The record is from RefSeq and is a predicted model, not a curated record. Gene Ontology annotation, molecular function: 6-phosphogluconolactonase activity. Gene Ontology annotation, biological process: carbohydrate metabolic process; pentose-phosphate shunt. Lineage: Eukaryota; Fungi; Basidiomycota; Malasseziomycetes; Malasseziales; Malasseziaceae.
AUGCUGGCCAAGGGACUGCUGGCACGAGAUGACAAUGCAGUCCAGUGGCACAAGUGGCAGGUAUUCUUUGCCGACGAGCGCCUGGUUCCGUUGGAUCAUGCUGACUCUAACUUCAAGUUGUGUGACCAAGAGCUUUUCUCCAAGAUCCCUGGAUUCCCUCGCGAACAGAUUCACGGAGUCGAUGAGUCUUUACUUGAAGAUGCAGAGGAGUUGGCGGAUGCGUAUGAGAAGCGCUUGGUAGACACAUUUGCUGGGAAAGAGACUGUGCGCCACCCCGUGUUUGAUCUCAUUUUGUUGGGAAUGGGUCCUGAUGGUCAUACUUGCAGCCUGUUCCCUGGUCAUGAGCUGCUGAAGGAGCAGGAUCGUUGGAUUGCCCCUAUUGAAGAUUCGCCAAAGCCACCGCCUCGUCGCAUUUCGUUCACCUAUCCUGUCCUUAACCACGCUCAUAAUGCAGCGUUCGUGCUCGCUGGCGAGGGUAAGCAAGAAAUGCUGGCCAAGGUGCUUGAUGAACCCAAGCUGGGUCUUCCUGCGAGUCUCGUUCGCCCGUAUGCGCCCGGUCAGGUGCUGUUCUUUACCGACGAAGCAGCCGCUGCCAAGACCCACUAUCCUCGUAGCCAAUUUAAUCUGUAG